GCCCUCCCUGCUCCCUCGCACCCUUGGCAGAGACUUCAGACUACUGAGAAGCUCAGCUAGAGGCCUGGAGACCCCAGUCCAGCAGCAGGAGAAGUCCUUUCCUGGUAGAAACCUGUUCGUACUCAGGAACGAUGACCCAGAAGACCACCCUGGUACUCCUUGCUCUGGCUGUCAUCACAAUCUUUGCCUUAGUUUGUGUCUUGCUAGCUGGCAGGAGUGGAGAUGGGGGUGGACCUAACCAACCUCCCCACUGUCCCUCUGUAUCUCCCAGUGCCCAGCCUCGGACACACCCUGGUCAGAGCCACCUGUUCGCAGACCUGAGCCCUGAAGAGCUGACAGCUGUGAUGAGCUUUCUGACCCGGCAGCUGGGCCCAGGGCUGGUGGAUGCAGCCCAGGCUCGGCCCUCAGACAACUGCGUUUUCUCAGUAGAGCUGCAACUGCCCCCUAAGGCUGUAGCCCUGGCCCACUUGGACAGAGGGGGCCCCCCACCUGCCCGGGAAGCACUGGCCAUCGUCUUCUUUGGUGCACAAUCUCAGCCCAAUGUGAGUGAGCUGGUGGUGGGGCCUCUGCCUCACCCUUCCUACAUGCGGGAUGUGACUGUGGAGCGGCAUGGUGGCCCCCUGCCCUAUUACCGCCGUCCUGUACUGGCCAGAGAGUAUCUGGAUAUCGACCAGAUGAUCUUCCACAGAGAGCUGCCCCAAGCCACUGGGCUCCUCCAUCACUGUUGCUUCUACCAACACCAGAGACACAACCUAGUGACAAUGACCGCAGCCCCACGUGGCCUGCAAUCAGGGGACCGGGCUACCUGGUUUGGCCUCUAUUACAACCUCUUGGGGGCUGGGUUUUACCUGCACCCUAUUGGACUGGAACUGUUGGUAGACCACAAGGCCCUGGACCCUGCCCAGUGGACCAUCCAGAAGGUAUUCUAUCAAGGUCGCUACUAUGAGAGUCUGGCCCAGCUGGAGGACCAGUUUGAAGCUGGCCUGGUGAAUGUGGUACUGCUUCCAAAUAAUGGCACAGGUGGGUCCUGGUCCCUGAAGUCCUCAGUGCCACCAGGUCCGGCUCCCCCUCUGCAGUUCCAUCCCCAGGGCCCCCGCUUCAGUGUCCAGGGUACUCAAGUGGCCUCCUCAUUGUGGACCUUCUCUUUUGGCCUUGGAGCUUUCAGUGGCCCAAGGAUCUUUGAUAUCCGCUUUCAGGGGGAAAGAAUGGCCUAUGAAAUCAGCGUCCAGGAAGCCAUAGCCCUGUAUGGUGGCAAUUCCCCAGCAGCAAUGCUGACCUGCUAUAUGGAUGGUAACUUUGGCAUUGGCAAAUACUCUACGCCCCUGACCCGUGGAGUCGACUGCCCCUACCUGGCCACCUAUGUAGACUGGCACUUCCUUCAGGAGUCCCAGACCCCCAAGACACUACGUGAUGCCUUUUGUGUGUUUGAACAGAACCAAGGCCUCCCCCUGAGGCGACACCACUCAGAUUUCUCCUCUCACUAUUUUGGGGGCCUUGCAGAGACAGUGUUGGUGGUCAGAUCUGUGUCCACCUUGCUCAACUACGACUAUGUGUGGGACAUGGUCUUCCACUCCAAUGGGGCCAUAGAAGUCAAAUUCCAUGCCACAGGCUAUAUCAGCUCAGCCUUCUACUUUGGUGCCAGCAAACGGUUUGGGAACCGAGUUGCACAGCACACAUUGGGCACAGUGCACACCCACAGUGCCCACUUCAAAGUGGACCUGGAUGUGGCAGGAUUGAAGAACUGGGCCUGGGCAGAAGACAUGACCUUUGUACCCUCAUCUGUGCCAUGGCACCCUGAGCACCAGAUACAGAGGCUGCAGGUGACACAGAAGCUGUUGGAAACAGAAGACCAGGCAGCCUUCCCCCUGGGAGGUGCAACCCCACGCUAUGUGUACCUGGCCAGCAACCACAGCAACAAGUGGGGUCAUGGGCGGGCCUACCGCAUCCAGACACUCAGCUUUGCUGGGGAUCCGCUGCCUCGGAGCAGCUCCAUAGAAAGAGCCUUCAGCUGGGGAAGGUACCACUUAGCUGUGACCCAGCGGAAAGAAGAGGAGCCCAGUAGCUCUAGCAUCUUCAAUCAGAAUGACCCGUGGACCCCUACUGUGGAUUUUGCUGAUUUCAUCAACAAUGAGACCAUUGCUGGAGAGGACUUGGUGGCCUGGGUGACAGCUGGUUUUCUGCACAUCCCACAUGCAGAAGACAUUCCCAACACAGUGACCGUGGGGAAUGGAGUGGGCUUCUUCCUUCGGCCCUACAACUUUUUUGAUGAAGACCCCUCUUUCUACUCUGCUGAUUCCAUCUACUUCCUGAAGGACCAGGAUGCUGGGACCUGUGAGGUCAACCCCCUGGCUUGCCUGUCCCAGACUGCUACUUGUGCCCCUAACCUCCCUGCCUUCUCCCAUGCGGGCUUUGCUCACAACUAAGUGGUCCUGGAUGGACAGUCUAGCCAAGGGACCCAGGGUCAGGGUGGGAGGCAUGCAACAAACAACAGCUGUAUGGGGCAGAAUGAUUUCCUCUUCUCCUUCCCCACAUCCUUGAUGUCCUCUCGUCCUCUCUGUUCUGCUCCCCUCCCUUGCCUCUCACUCCCCGCCUAGAGCAUCCUGAGCCAGUGAUACCUGAUAUUCAGGAACAAGGGCUUUGUUGAUCCCAGUUCUACUGAGUUCCUGCCUCUGGGAGAAGAAUGGCUUGGCUAGGAGCCUGGAGUGAUGGGUAUAUAUCUUUUCCAGAUGGUUCUUUUUUUUUUUUUUUUCGGCUUUCCUAAAAAUUGUUAAAUCAGCUUUGAAGACCCUGCAAUGGUGAUUAUUCUCUGGAGACCCCAAGGUAGGCUCCCUUGAGUCCCACAUAUCCAUGGAUGAGCUAGAAGAGACUUCUGCCAACAUUCCUUUUCUCACAAGUCCCUUCUUUCCUUUCUCUGUCUUGCCUCCUCCUGAGGUCCCUGCCUGCUCUGUAUCAAAGUUGAAAUGAGACACCUCACUGUAGAGGACUAUGCUUGUCUGUCAUGUAAUAUCUGUCAAUAUCAGGAGUCGGAGUCUGUUGUGGGGCAGAGUGUGCUUCUUUGCCCAUUUUAUUGCUUGCUCUCUAUAAGAAGAUGGUCACAGAGACAGUAGCACCUCUAUCUAGUGCUGCAAGUGGUUUGAGGGUGCUGUGACCAUAGAGAAUGGUCAUUUUAUUCCAGGGCCAUGUGUGACGGUGGGUUCAGUGCUCUGCAGCUGCCUGUUUGGGACACUAGGAACCAUGUAUGAGGAACAAAGGUGGGAAGCAAGCAGCCUUGGGCCCUCUAUGCCCCAGUGAAGGCUGUCCAAUUAUAAGCAGCCAUGCAAAUGAGCCUGUAUGAUGGGGAGGGGCCUGGCCCCGUGGGACCAGCUCUAGGCUUCCCUUACUACUUGUCUCUCCUGGGGUCUGCACUGGGGAUGGUUCAAAGAAAUAUUCUUUCCUAGAGAAUUGGCUGACCCAAUGCUGAUAUAGCCUUACUAUCCAAUCUCUAAAGUUGAAAACCAUUUAUAUGUCAUUCCAUACUAAUAGGGGGUGACCUUCAAGUGAAAAAGGUCAAAAUGUAUAUAUUUCACGCCUCAUUUGUGUUUUUAAAAGGAGGAGAAUAUAGGGAGAUGUUUUGGUACACAACUGUGACCAUAGCACUCAGGAGUUAGAGACAAGAGGAUCAGAGUUUGAGGUCUGACUGAACUACAUAGUGAGACCCUCUCUCAAACCAAGGCCUGAGCUGGGCAUGGUGGUGCAUGCCUUUA
This is a messenger RNA of Nannospalax galili (Upper Galilee mountains blind mole rat), 3743 nucleotides long. It is a transcript of the gene Aoc3, whose product is annotated as amine oxidase copper containing 3. Gene Ontology annotation, biological process: amine metabolic process; response to antibiotic. NCBI's taxonomy places the organism in Eukaryota, Metazoa, Chordata, Mammalia, Rodentia, Spalacidae. The record is from RefSeq and is a predicted model, not a curated record. Gene Ontology annotation, molecular function: copper ion binding; quinone binding; primary methylamine oxidase activity. Bases 132 to 2423 code for a protein of 763 amino acids. Gene Ontology annotation, cellular component: endoplasmic reticulum; early endosome; Golgi apparatus. The transcript has 4 exons.